Salvelinus sp. IW2-2015 is the source of this 419-nucleotide messenger RNA. RefSeq names its product RING-type E3 ubiquitin-protein ligase PPIL2. The record is from RefSeq and is a predicted model, not a curated record. Gene Ontology annotation, molecular function: ubiquitin-protein transferase activity. NCBI's taxonomy places the organism in Eukaryota, Metazoa, Chordata, Actinopteri, Salmoniformes, Salmonidae. Gene Ontology annotation, biological process: protein ubiquitination.
CUCGCAUACAAUUCAAAACUUCCGGUUUAGUCAAACGACGAAGUCUAUUUUGAUAUUUUGGCUAGCUAGCGACCUAGUUUAUGAAAUAAGUUUAAUAGUAAUUUAUUAACACCGCUAUCAAAAUGGGGAAGCGUCAACAUCAGAAGGAUAAAAUGUACAUCACAUGUGCUGAGUACACCCAUUUCUAUGGUGGGAAAAAAUCAGAAAUUCCAAAGUCAAAUUUUCGACGUCUUCCAUUUGACCAUUGCAGCUUGUCUCUGCAGCCGUUUGAAUAUCCCAUGUGCACUCAUGAGGGAAUCGUCUUCGACCUGCUGAGCAUCGUUCCUUGGAUAAAGAAGUUUGGCACCAAUCCCAUCUCUGGAGAGGUAAGUAGUCAACCAACCACAACAGGAUUGUUCCUGGGCAGGUCUAAGAAAUAG